Eleginops maclovinus (Patagonian blennie) is the source of this 1227-nucleotide messenger RNA. It is a transcript of the gene uxt, whose product is annotated as ubiquitously-expressed, prefoldin-like chaperone. Gene Ontology annotation, biological process: negative regulation of transcription by RNA polymerase II. The record is from RefSeq and is a predicted model, not a curated record. The transcript has 6 exons. NCBI's taxonomy places the organism in Eukaryota, Metazoa, Chordata, Actinopteri, Perciformes, Eleginopidae. Gene Ontology annotation, molecular function: transcription corepressor activity. Bases 192 to 674 code for a protein of 160 amino acids.
CCCGGAAGCAGUUGUGAAUCCACAUCCGGUUCAGAUCCGUGUUUACUUCGCAUGCUGUCUGUCUGACCUGGGACUUUGUGGAUUAGUAAUGAAUCAAAAGCGUUAACGUUUACUUUGAUUAGACUUUUUGUGCCAGUUAACGGAGGAGGUUUUCUUCCUCACGGUGGAACUUCAACGGAAACACAGAGACGAUGUCUGCACCUCUGGAUGCUAAUGCUAAUGCUAACGUGGAUCAGAAGGUCCAGCAGUAUGAAAACUUCAUCCAUGAAGUUCUGAAGAGAGACUUACAGAAGGUGUUGGAGCAGAGGGACUCAGUUUACGAGAAGAUCUCUCAGUAUCUGCAGCUGAAGAACACCAUACAGAGUCUGCAGGACUCAGGUUGUCAGAAGCUGAAGACAGAUAUUGAUCUCGGCUGUAACUUCUUCGUCCAGGCUGAAGUCGAGGACUCGUCUAAGAUUUUCGUGGCGGUCGGUUUCGGCUUCUUUUUAGAGAUGACCCACGAUGAAGCUCUGAAGUUCAUCGAGAAGAAGACGAGUCAGCUCACAGCCUUCACAGACCAGCAGACCAAAGACUCGGCUAAGAUUAAAGCCAACAUCCGCAUGGUGCUGGAGGGUCUCAGGGAGCUGCAGGGUCUGUCAGACAUACCAGAGGACACAAGGAGAGAAAUUCAUUAGACUUAUCUGAUGUGCAACAACCGGCAGACUUUCAGAUAAAUACACAACAAUAAUAUAACGUGGUUUCUGCUGUAACACAGACAAACAUCCGAGGACGAGAAAUAAACCUCCACUUUAAUUUAGCUCUUUGUCCAGGGCAAUACAACCAUGGUGAAAUGUUAUUAUGGUAUGUUGUACCGUAAUAAACAUGGACACUCACCGGAGAGGAGGCAAAGAUCCUGCAGGAAGGGAAUCAAAGUAAGAAAUCUCAAUCCUCUUUUGAAACUCAGAGAAAUGUGAAGACAGAGCAGAUUGAUGUCAAUCAGUGUGAAUUAUACUUAUCGAGGAUUUCCUUAUUCCUGAAUAGAUGUCUAUAAAUCUACUCUUUUAAGAUGCUGCAGGACUUCCCAGAGAAUGAGCACUUUUAGGUUUUCCUUCAGUAUCAAAGUGAUGUUAUUUGUACAUGUAUAGGUGCACGUAGAACAGGAGUUGCCUAAAGAGCUUCAUCAUACUAACAGUGGAGACACUUUGACUCAAUGUGAAAAAUAUAGUCUAAUAAACAUGUCAAUUUUCA